Molecule: messenger RNA, 645 nt
Organism: Erythranthe guttata (spotted monkey flower)
Lineage: Eukaryota; Viridiplantae; Streptophyta; Magnoliopsida; Lamiales; Phrymaceae
Source: RefSeq, a predicted model, not a curated record
AUGUCCAUCCUCGAAUCCGAAUGUAGGAUUAUCUACAUUUGCAGAAACCCUUUGGAUAUGUUCAUCUCAUAUCGCCAUUUUUCGCUUGAAAACAAGUUCGUAAAAGAUGCAAACCCACUCGAGUUGGACGAGGCUUUCGACAUGUUUUGCACGGGAAUUCAUAUUAAGGGGCCCUUUUGGGACAAUGUGCUUGGAUUCUGGAAUGCCCAUUUGGAGAAUCCUCGUAAAGUGUUGUUUCUAAAGUAUGAGGAUUUGAAAGAGGAUGUUGGUUUCAACGUGAAGAAAAUUGCCGAGUUUCUUGAGUGCCCUUUCACCCAUUGCUUUAAUCCAAACAUGUCCCCUUGCUGCCUCUUCAAAGCUUUGUGGCUCGGCCUGAUUCCCUUUGAGGAGUGCUUGGUGAAACUGGAGUUGCAUUUUCUUGUGAAUUUUGCGGAGAAGAAUCAGCACAUCGAGUUGAUAAUGGUUCCACGAUACCAGAAUUUUCAGCUGGUUGUUGAAUUGAUUCAACAUUCCACUCCCAGCUGGUAUAUGGGCAUAGGCGAUGCUGCCAAAAAUUCUCAAGUUUAUCGGAGUGCGGUUUUGAACGGUUUUUGUCGGAGACCUGUUCAAGAUAUAAACGGCAGUGUUGACCGCCUCAGCCUAUAA